AUGUCUGCUGCUCCUUUCCGUGUGUCCCUCCGUGUCGCUUGCCGUGCUUCUGCCAGUGCUGCUGACCAACGCAUUCUGUGUGCUGCCGACCCUGUUGCAUCUAGCAUUGAUGCUGCUGUCCCUGAAGCCGACGUUCAGUGUGACCUCUUCACCAGAGAUGGCGAAACCGCUGGUAUGGAUAUUGCAUCCACCUAUCGCCAGCCGCGGUUUGGACCUUCCCCCGGCUCUCGUAAUCGACGGGAUCUUCAUCAAGACCAUACCUAUGCAAAGGCUACGUCCUCGAAGAAAGUCCCACCCAUCAACAUCGACCUCUGGCGCCGAGAAUGGUAUACUGCCCAUCAGCGCAGUGAUAGCCCUCAGCCCAUAGAAUUAAUUCUCAAGGCCUUGCAAGCUACGCCACAGGAACGUCGUGCGCUUAUUCCUUCUUCCUUGUGUGCCACUGAAGGCUCUCAAGAAUUCUGGAUUCCAUCCCCUGGCCUGACGCAAGCGUUUCCACUUGCAGUCAUCAUGGACUCCCUUCUUCCAUCGGAAGAAUUAGAAGCUGUGGAAGUCAAGGCCAAGACAAAGCUUGACCCCUCUACGUCCACGCGCAACUGGGAAGUCCCUCUGUCGAACCGCUACGAAAUUUUCACCUUGGAACCGGACUCUAACAUCCCUGAUUUCGAUCUCAAGGUCUUUCUUUCGCCCACGACGCUUGGAAUCAGCCCAACGGUCUCCAAGCUCUUGUUGAAGAAACUGGAUGAAUUGGGUGACACGCUCUCCCCAGGUGCCGCGCUGGAUCGACUGUGUUCCCAAGAGACCCCCGAUUUUUCCGCUCAAGAUCACAUUCAGCUAGUGUUAUGGGACCUUUUUGCAAUGAUUUCGGCUCCGUCCAUUUACUUUGACCCAGUCAAAAUGGCCCAUGCGUCGCAGACAAGCCUUUUGGUGUCUCGUGAGUGCUCGAAGCUCCUUCUAUGGUCGGGCUCUCCUCUGUUUAAUCCCCCGCAAGCUACAUAA
Messenger RNA from Aphanomyces astaci, 996 nucleotides. RefSeq lists its product as hypothetical. The transcript has 4 exons. Bases 1 to 996 code for a protein of 331 amino acids. The record is from RefSeq and is a predicted model, not a curated record. NCBI's taxonomy places the organism in Eukaryota, Oomycota, Saprolegniomycetes, Saprolegniales, Verrucalvaceae.